Monascus purpureus is the source of this 2611-nucleotide messenger RNA. Lineage: Eukaryota; Fungi; Ascomycota; Eurotiomycetes; Eurotiales; Aspergillaceae. The record is from the annotation of a GenBank genome assembly.
AAGACGCCACUCAUUCGCCGAGACAUGCUAUUUUGAUGCCUGCUUUGGUGAUUGGAAUAUCAAUGCAACUCCGGUCCUAACAUCCAUGUCACCUUUAGGUUCAAUCCAAAUCUAAUCCAUCUCAAUCCAGACUCUCUGGCCAGUCCUCUGUAACUUCGAUGACUUUUAAAGUCGCUCUGCCUGCUGGAGGCACCCAUUUACAAGUACUGGCCUGUCUCCCUCACCCGUCCAUCUAACAAAUCCCUGCGAUAUUGCAUCAUUGUUUGUCAAGAGCCUUUUGGUGUCGUCUUGUUCGUAUUAUUUUAUUUUCUACUAUUUCUUCUCCAGGCACAGUUUGCAUAUACAUAUAUAUAUGUACCAUAUAUAUUUACACCUUCGAGCCUCGUGUUCGUAUCUUGCUUCUGGGAUCUCUACUCUUCUUUUCUUUAGGCUCGCGGACACUUCGAGUUUGCUUUUCAACAUACUCUCCACCGUUCCACCAGGACCAAUUCUUUCCAGCGGACCCUUGCACAUACUAUCAACCGUCUCCAGGAGGGAUUAGAUUGCCUUGGUAUUGCCUCCCAGGUAGAGGGAAAACAAGAUACACGCAUCACUUGUCCGCUGAAGAAAAUCACCCCGCAAUUUUCCGUACUGAUGCUAUCGUUGAUAUGACAGCCGUGCUCCCCGCUGCUGCCCUGGAAGGGUCCCGCCUUUCCCCGGACCCUUUGCGAUAUGCCAUUCCUCGGCGGUAUCUGCUAGAGUCUUCAUGUGUUCCGAGCAAAUUACCCUUGCAUGAGGAAUACUCUCCAUCGAAUUGUCCAAGUUCACUUUCAUCUUCCCCUUCCUCGUCACCAUUGCAUUAUCCUACAUUGACACCAACACCCCCCGAGGAUUAUUCCUACACACCAACUACUAUCAGUAGUCUGUCUCUGAAUGCCGAUUACGAACACGAGCAUGAGCACGAGCACCAGCGUGAGGAUGAGGAUGAGAUAGUAUUUCCCUCAUAUGAUUCACAGCGGUGGAGUAACGACGAACUGAAGGAGCUGCAUGAUGAAAAUGAAAUGUCCACAGAUUCAUCUGCUACCCUGAAUUCACUGGCUGCGGACGAUACUUCGAUCGAGGUAGAACCAUCAAGGCAUGUUGAUUAUCUCUCCCAUUUAUGGAAAGAAGAGGACAUUUGGGCAUCAUGGCGCUACGUGACUGCUCGUAAGAACGUCUACAGUAAUGGAGUGAGACUGGAGAAUGCUUCUUGGAGGACAUGGGCGAAGUCGAAACAUAAUCUUGGAACAGUUUCUCCAGAUUCUCUUAACUGGUUGAAAGACUGUGACGUGACAUGGUUGUAUGGUCCCCUGAAGACCUCCCAAAGGCAUGAUAUAACGCCUUUAUCGCCUUCGAGCCGUCUGGAAACCCCGAACUCGUAUCUGGAUAGGAAGCCUAUAUUGAAGAAGAAAACCACAUCGGAAAUCAUCUUACAGCAUUCCUUAUCACAACAUACUCUUCUGCGACAUGCUGGUGCCAUUCUAAGAGCUCGGGAAGCGGCAAACCCUGACGGUCGACCGUCCUUUCCGAGACAAUCGUCCGGCAUAUCGGACCGGGAUGUUGGUUUCCCACCUUAUUCUUCUUCUACCACAAAUGCAUCCUCGUCCGGUCUAUCCUCUCCAAGUGAGAGGCGCCAUAUCCACUUCAACAAUGAGGUGGUUCAAUGUAUUGCGGUUGAGGUAAAAGAGCCCGAUGAGGAUGAUGGUGAUUGGCAGGCCUUACUGGGUAAUUCAUCUUCCGAUGAUACCGUGAAGCAGACUCCUCCAAAAUCAUUACCUGGUCCUAAAAAAACCACCCACGGUAGUGAAAGCAGAACGAUCGCUCCUCUGCCCCCAACCACAUUGAAGUACCGUGGAGAUACCCCACAGUUGCCCACUGCCUCAGGUAUUGGCUUCUGGUCUGACACAACAUCUACAUCGUCACCAGCAUCUUCUAUGGAGACUAUUCGGCCGACAAAGCCGCAAGCUAACUUCCUCCUGGAUGAUGAUUAUGACGACCAUGAACUUGACUAUAACUGGGAUCCAAAACCGCCAUUGCAUGACUCUGCUCGCAGUCGCCCUUGGUUUAUGGAUCCUGAAGACGAAGAAAUGGACCAACAUCUUCACUUGACUUCCUCCGGUAUGCUUAUGCCAUACAAUGACGAGCAUUCAUCCCAUCCUGGCAUCUUUAGCAAAGUGAUUGAUACCUUAAACACAGCCAGAGAUAUUGCACAUGUGAUUUGGAACGUUGGGUGGCAGAGCUAAGCCUGAAGGGCUCUAUUGUUCUGGCUCAACUUUGCUAUCCCAAGCGAUGCGAGGGAUGGCUGCAUUGCAUGUCUGCAUUUAUCUUCUCAACAGUUGCAUUAUUGAGUGUCAUUUUAUGGCGUUUUAAAAUGACUGUCUGGCAGGUAAGAGUUUCUUUAAAAAGCGUGCAAUUUUUUUUCCCCACCUUUUGAAUUGGAGGGUCCCGCACCAUUACUUUUAGGCGUGUUAAACAGUGGGCUGGAGUAGAGUACAUAGAUAACAUUCUGUUUGAUUUUUCUUAUGAUGGGAGUUAGAUACCUACCAUUGGUGUAAUGUCCAUUCUGUAUAUGUGAGUAUACCUAGAUAAUCGC